Clupea harengus (Atlantic herring) is the source of this 1011-nucleotide messenger RNA. It is a transcript of the gene get1, whose product is annotated as guided entry of tail-anchored proteins factor 1. Gene Ontology annotation, biological process: tail-anchored membrane protein insertion into ER membrane. Lineage: Eukaryota; Metazoa; Chordata; Actinopteri; Clupeiformes; Clupeidae. Gene Ontology annotation, cellular component: GET complex. The record is from RefSeq and is a predicted model, not a curated record. Gene Ontology annotation, molecular function: protein-membrane adaptor activity.
UUUCUUAUUACAGUGUGAUCACGUUGAUAAACAGCAAACAUGGCUGCCGGGUACAAUUGGUUCCUGGUACUGGGGUCUGUGUUUUUGUGUAACCUCGUCAAAACACUAUUGCCAAGCUUGUCCUCUUUUCUAUCGAGGGUCGUGCAGAAGGAUGCAGACCAGGAGCUGGAGAUGCGAUCACAGAUCCAGGACAUGAAGAAGGAGCUCAACGCCAUCAGCAUGAUGGACGAGUUCGCCAGGUACGCACGCCUGGAGCGCAAGAUCAACAAGAUGACCAACAUGCUGAAGACCCAUGUGAAGUCUCGAACAGCUCACCAAGCCAAAAUGAAGUGGAUCGUGAACAUAGUCUUCUACAUUCUUCAGGCAGCGCUGAUGGUGUCACUCAUCUGGAAGUACUACGCCGACCCAGUGACUGUGGUGCCCAGUAAGUGGAUCGCCCCACUGGAGCGACUGGUGGCCUUCCCCUCUGGAGUGGCAGGUGGUGUUGGGAUUACCUGCUGGCUGGUAGUGUGCAACAAGGUGGUUGCCAUUGGACUGCAUGCAGUUAGUUAGGCAUGCUCUGUUCAUUCCACGUUUAUUGCCAAAAGCUUUGGAAUGUGCAUUAUGGAAAACUUAUGUGCAUUGAACAAAAUUCUGUAGUUUCAGGCGUUAAUUCAAUAGAAUUUCCAUUAAGAUGUGGCAAGUUGAGAGACUUAAUACUGGCUUUGAAUGUUACCUUAAUACACCAACAAAGUCAACAUUGUGUAAAAUUAUCUGAUGGAUUCCAAAACCUUUAGCAAACAUCAAAUCUAGAUCAUUGAGUAAUUUUUUUGGUUUACUACAAAGAAUAAUUGUAAGUAUCUUAAAUGUAUGUGACGUGGUGAUAGUGUUAUUUAAUUUUACUUGAGCAUGUAUCAGUAUUUUUGUUUGUAUUUAUUUGGGAACCGCUGUGAUGUUGUAAGUGUUACAGUGGUGAUGUGAGUCUAUUUGAUAACCAUUGCUGCUUUUGAAAUAAAAAGUUGUUGACCAAGA